AACCUGCAUCCUCCCUAGAGCAUCUCCAGGGGUUGGGGGAGGAUGGCCAUUGUGAGGAUGACCGAGCUGUGCAGAUGGAUGGGCUAGGGAGAGAAGAGGCCUGUGGGGAGGCUCCGAGAGGAAGGACCAACACUGAGCUCUGUCCCCAAGAAGAGGGUAGCUCAGGAAGACAGCAAGUCUAUUUGCUGCUGUGUCCUGCCCUCAGAGAUAAAUAACAAGCAGGAAGAUUCAAAAGGAGGGAAAAGUCCAACAUCAAAUAUCCGCGUGCCCCAGAUGCAGCCCUGGCAACACAGCACACUGGCUGAUGGGGAGGGCAGUUCCCGUUCAUGUGGGGCGGUGCUGUGUCAACUCAUGGUGGGCAGAACCCAGUCCUGAAGUUUACACACACCUCAGUGGGGUCUGCAGAGCGGUGCAGUAACAUCUCUAAGGAAGCCGUGAUCAGCGGCUGGAGAAGACAUGAUGCCCUCCCUGACAGCCCUGCUCUGCCUGGGGAUGAGUGUGGGACCCAGCAUCCAAGUGCAGUCAGGGACCCUCCCCAAACCCCGGCUCUGGGCUGAGCCAGGACCUGUGAUAUCACUGGGAGCAACUGUGGACCUCUGGUGUGCAUGGACUCUGGGGGCCCAGCAGUGCCAUCUGCUUAAAGAGGGAAUCUCGGUGCCCUGGAGGACACAGACGUUCGAAAUGCCCAUGAACACUACCAAGUUCUCCAUCCCAUCCAUGACAGAGCACGAUGCAGGACGAUAUCACUGUUACUAUAACAGCUCUGCUGGGAGGUCAGAGCCCAGUGAGCCCUUGGAGCUGGUGGUAACAGGGGUCCACAACAAACCCAGACUCUCAGCCCUGCCCAGCCCUGUGGUAAUGUCAGGAAAAACUGCCACACUCCAGUGUGGCUCACUGCAGAAAUAUGACAGGUUCAUUCUGACUGAGGAAAGAGGAGCCAAAAACUCCUGGACACAAAACUCACAGCGAGGAGGUCUGAGGGGCCAGGUCCAGGCCAUGUUCCGUGUGGGACCUGUGACCCCCAGCCACAGGUGGACCUUCAGAUGCUAUGGCUGUUAUCGGAUCCAACCCCAGGUGUGGUCAGAGCCCAGUGACACCCUGGAGCUCGUGGUCCCAGGGACCCUCCCCAAGGCCUCCUUCUGGGCUGAACCAUCCAGUGUGAUCCCCCCGUCGAAGCCCGUGGCCCUCUUAUGUGAGGGGACUCUGGACACCCAGGAGUACUAUCUGGAUAAAGAGGGGUGGCCAGUGAACUGGGACAGACAGACCUCAGCUGCACCCAUGAGCAGGACCAAGUUCUCCAUCCCAUCCAUGAGAGCAAAUGAUGCAGGGCGAUAUCGCUGUUACUACCGCACCCCUGCUGGCUGGUCACAGCCCAGUGAGCCCCUGGAGCUGGUGGUGACAGGAGUCUACAGCAAGCCCAGCCUCUCAGCCCUGCCCAGCCCUGUGGUCAAUUUAGGAGAGAACAUCACCCUCCAGUGUGCAUCACAGAGAGGAUUUCACAGGUUCAUUCUGACUGAGGAAGGAGGAGACAAGCGCUCCUGGACGCUGGACUCACAACACAACAGGGGGAAUUUCCAGGCUCUGUUCACUGUGGGCCCCGUCAUUCCCAAGCACAACUGGACAUUGAAAUGCUACGGUUAUGACAAGAAAAACAUGCAGGUGUGGUCAGAGCCCAGCGAUGCCCUGCAGCUCCUAAUCUCAGGGCAGUCCAGGAAGCCCUCCCUCCUGACCCAGCAGAGCCCUAUCCUGGCCCCUGGACACAAUCUGACCCUGCAGUGUCGCUCUGACCUCGGCUAUGACACAUUUGCUCUGUCCAAGGAGGGGGCAGGUGACCUUCCCCAGCACCCUUCCAGGCAGCCUCAGGCUGGGCUCUUUCAAGCUGACUUCUUCCUGGGCCCUGGGAAACGCUCCCAUGGGGGCCGCUACAGAUGCUACGGUAGACGCAAUCACUCCUCAGAGUGGUCAGCACCCAGUGAGCCCCUGGACAUCCUGAUCCCAGGACAGCUCACUGCCACACCCUCUCUCUCAGUGCAUCCAAGACCACCAGUGUCCUCAGGAGAGAAUGUGAAACUGUUGUGUCAGUCACAGAACCCGAUGGACACUUUCCUUCUGUACAAGGAAGGCGCAGCCGAUUGCCCCCUGCAUCUGAGAUCAGAGCCCCGAGCUCAGCAGUCGCAGGCAGAAUUCUCCUUGGGAGCUGCAAGCUUGGACCUCAGGGGCACCUACUGGUGCUAUGCCUCUCAGAACUCAACUCCGUACUUGUUGUCACAGCCCAGUGAUACUGUGGACCUUGAGGUCUCAGCCACGCAUGUGCAGGACUACACUGUGGGAAAUCUUGUCCGGAUGGGACUGGCUGGCGUAGUCCUCAUCGUCCUUGGAAUCCUGCUAUUUAAGGAUCAACACAGCCAAAGCACGACUCAAGAUGCUGCCAUGAUGUAAAAAUGGCAGAUGGAAGUCACUUCUCAGAGUGGUGGAGGCCUGUAUGCAAACCUGAUCACCUCAGAAGGAUCUGGAAGACAGCCUGGUGCAGAGAUGGACUACAAUUCAGCAACUGUGCAGGAGGCCAUUGUGGUCUGCGCAUCAGGACUCGGCAGGUCUCACACAGUGAUUCCCACCAAGGAACCCCAGUGCUUUCCUCCUUAUCUGCAAGUUCCGCCUGGGCCCCUCCUCUCUUCCCAGCUCCAUAGGUGCGGCUGUGACGCCCAGACCAGGUUUGGGACUCCCUAUACACCCUUUGUGCCCUGCUCUACUUUCUGAUGACGUUUUCCUUCAUUGUAAUUACAUUCACUGGUGCGUAGGAAUUAGAUCCCAUCCUUUCAGCUGCCAACCUGGAGCAAAAAUUUUUGCCAAAUCACAGCAAAAGUGUUCAAAAAUUAGAUUCUAGUGUGGUGAAAACAAACACAAAAUGAUACCCUGACAGCCGUUCUGGGACCUGUAACCCCUUAACCAUGAGCUGAUGAUCCAUACGAGGUUUCUUCUGGAAUAGAAUGGUGUAGACUCCCAACACUGAUUUUUAAUAGUGUCUUCCUACAUUGCUACCCCGUCUUGUUUUGAAUUUAAGAUGUUGUACUCAGAUUCCUAGAGGGCUGCACUUACAGCAGGCCUAUUCCACUAGAUUGA
Octodon degus (degu) is the source of this 3120-nucleotide messenger RNA. Its product is annotated as leukocyte immunoglobulin-like receptor subfamily A member 6. Lineage: Eukaryota; Metazoa; Chordata; Mammalia; Rodentia; Octodontidae. The record is from RefSeq and is a predicted model, not a curated record. The transcript has 9 exons. Bases 457 to 2439 code for a protein of 660 amino acids. Gene Ontology annotation, molecular function: inhibitory MHC class I receptor activity. Gene Ontology annotation, biological process: cytokine-mediated signaling pathway.